CUCGGUUAGCAGCUGGCUUUGAAAUCGAGGGCGGGGAUGCCUGCAAAAGCAAAAACGCACCAACUUAGCUUUUUGAAACCAGCCUAGCUCAGGUUCUUUUCUAAAGCAAACUUGUGCUCAUUUGCAUAAUCACACCGUGAUGUAUAUAAGUGAUAAAUCUAAAUGUUGACCUGCACAAUCUCUUCGGAGUUUACAAGAAAAGGUAGACCUAAUCUGGAACCAAGUGUGUGAUAUAUUCGGCUUUAAUUUCAUUAACUCGAUAAGAGUACCCUUUCAUACAGAGAUGCCUAGAUCAUUUCUAGUCAAGAAAGUCGCAAGUAAAAAGGUUGUAUAUGCUGGUAGCAGAGACGUUGACAUACAAAGUCGAAUUGGAAGCGCGUUUACACCAGUAGCACCUCGUGCAAAAGACGUAACACGUGACUAUGAGCCGUGGGAAAGAGGAACAUUCAGGCCCUAUGAAGACCCUGCAGUACCCCCUAAACAGCUAAGCCCGACGCUAGUGAUUUCUACUAAACUUGCACAACUCUCAGGAAAGUCAGUCGAGAGGCAAGCAUCUCCCUCGCCAAGCCAAAGAUGGCCUUCCGAAAUCACAUCCUACAAUAUCCCAUCUCCACCGGCAAAUGGUGUUAUUAGCCGUGAAAUGAUGGAACUUCUGAAGGAUGGCAGUUUAAGUUACACCGACGUGUACCGUGCUCGUUUUGCACAACUUGAGGACAUUUUAAGUUCUGUGUCGUCUGAUGAAUUAAAUUGGUACAGGCAGUCAUCGCUCAGCAUACCGUCACCUUAUACCACAGCUAUGCUACCCAGAGAUAUCGCACUCACAGUACCGGCCCAGCAACGUUAUUCCGCCGAUUUAGACGAAAUUAGCCCACUGACUCACAGACCAAGCGCGCAUCAUCAAGGCACUUUCAGGUGUUUAGACUGUACAAAAGUUUUUAGCACACCGCACGGACUUGAAGUGCACGUACGGCGGUCGCACAGCGGCAAACGGCCGUUUGCGUGCGAGAUUUGCCACAAGACCUUUGGCCAUGCCGUGAGUCUAAAUCAACACAAGGCGGUACACAGUCAAGAUAGGACAUUCCAAUGCAAGGAGUGUGGAAAAAGCUUCAAGCGUUCGUCAACUUUGUCAACGCACAUGCUAAUACACUCGGACACUAGACCGUAUCCAUGCGAAUAUUGUGGCAAGAGAUUUCACCAGAAGUCGGACAUGAAGAAACACACGUACAUUCAUACAGGAGAGAAGCCCCAUAAAUGUCUAGUCUGUGGUAAAGCGUUCAGCCAGUCGUCAAACCUAAUCACACACAGUCGAAAACACACCGGUUACAAGCCGUUCGGUUGCAAGAUCUGCGGAAGAGCAUUUCAACGAAAAGUCGACCUUAGACGACAUUUUGAGACCCAGCAUCCCGACCAAGAGCGACCAGUGAUAACUUCUAGGCCCCCUGCCAUCACCACUAUUAACGUUCCUGUUAUAAACACUGAUAUCAUGAAAGCCUAGCUGUCAAGAAAAUUGUAAACAGAAACACAAGCAACAUUCCAACCAAACAAAAGGCUAUUGUAAAAAUUCAUAAAUGUAAGCCAUAUUUUUUGUUAGGUCAUUAAAUUAUAUUUCUCAAAUAACUUCGAAUUUGAUUCAAAUUAUUCAUUUUAACGCUGAAACGAACUUAUUGGAAGAAGCCUAAUUUGGAAUGUACAUGUUUUACCUAUGCAAACAUUUAAUUGAAUUGGAAUGAAUUGAUCGACUUAAGAGUCUAUGAACCAUUGUCUAAUAUCUAUUCUAAGACGGUUGACUAAAUACUUUGCAUUCUCUUAUAGAGGCUGAUGGAUAAGCAGAUUAUUUCAUUUUUUAUAUCUUAAUAAUUAUAUCAACAAUCAAUUAAUUAAAUUAGUGUUAAUAUGUGUUGUAAUUAUUUAAUUUAAAAGUCUGACUCGAUAUUGUAAUAUUUUUUGUUAUAAAAGAAUUGUAUUAUAAAUAAUUGUGAAUAUGCCUAUAAACAGAUGAAGAAAAUAUUGGAAGAAUAAAAUCAAUCGAAUAUAAAAAUUUUAA
Messenger RNA from Anneissia japonica, 2044 nucleotides. Its product is annotated as zinc finger protein Gfi-1b-like. Gene Ontology annotation, biological process: regulation of transcription by RNA polymerase II. The record is from RefSeq and is a predicted model, not a curated record. The transcript is spliced from 4 exons. NCBI's taxonomy places the organism in Eukaryota, Metazoa, Echinodermata, Crinoidea, Comatulida, Comatulidae. The coding region runs from base 284 to 1495 and encodes 403 amino acids. Gene Ontology annotation, molecular function: RNA polymerase II cis-regulatory region sequence-specific DNA binding; DNA-binding transcription factor activity.